AUGGGCGGCACGUCUUCCGUGGUCUUAGUACCCUGUGCCCGAAAUGGUGAGCUGCCAAAUGGCUGGCGGGAGGAGCUGCAGGCGCACUGCCGCAACAACCCGCAGGACCACUGUGCCUUGCCACCCGAGGGAGACGAUCCAGACUCGGCGGCUGAGGCAUUCAGGGGCUGGAUCGUUUCGGUCGUGAAGAACACCCAGACCAGUAGUGCACUCAGCGAGGGGACAGCGAAGCUGGUGCUGCUGCUUGGCACCGGCACAGCAUGUUUCGACCGCAUGGCCGUCUUGCAACUGUGCGAAGCGAUUCGCGACGUAUCGCGGAAGCGCCUUCUUGUCAAGUACGUUCGCUACCAGGAGCUUCGGAGGAGCAGUUUCAAUGCAGAUGAGGCCCAGGGCCUCUCCGAGCAGGCCGAUGACCUGCUGGCACACAAUGCCUGGACAGAUGCGCCCUACUACUUCUUCAAGAAGGAAUCUUUGCAGCCAGUCUGCGGCGUCACCCGCUUUAGGCAGCGGCUGCUGCACAACGAGCGCCAUGUGGAAGAUGAUGCCAGGCUCGAUGGUCCCAUGGAGCUUCAGCUGAUCUUACUGCCGUUUAUUGAGGCAUCCCAGGAGCGGGUCGCAGAGCUCUUAUCUGCCGCAGCAUCGGGUGAUCUCUCCCAGGUGGAGGAGAUGUUGCAGGCGCCACUGGAUCCUAACGUAGCUGGACGCGAUGAUCAGACACCCUUGAUGGUAGCAGCGUCGCAUGGCCAUGAUGAGACUGUCCGGCUGCUUCUUGAUGCUGGGGCUGACAAGGAUCAGUGCGACGGUAGCCGGGAGGUGCCCCUCCAUGCGGCCUCGCGCAGUGGCCAUGCCGACGUCGUGCGCUUGCUCUUGGAAGCCCGUGCAGCUACGGAGCGGCAAAGUUCUCAUGCCACGCCCCUUCUGCUGGCGUGCUCGGAAGGCCACCUCAAUGUUGCAAAGCUACUCUUGGAGGCUGGUGCUGACUUGGAGUUGGGGAACAGCAGUGGAAGUGCACCUCUUCACGCUGCAGCAGCCUCUGGGCACACAGAAGUCGUCGGCUUGCUGCUUGAAGCUGGUGCCGACCGAAACCCCGAAGAUCCAUAUGGAGGCACUCCACUUCUGCUAGCUUGUGUGAAUGGCCAUCUGGACGUGGUUCGCUUGCUUUUGGAGGCACGUGCAGAUAAGGAUCAGGGCAACAGCUGUGGGGACGCGCCGCUUCAUGUAGCGGCGUACUCUGGCCAUGUCAGGCUUGUGCAACUGCUCUUGGAUGCCAGAGCCGAUAAGAAUCAGACGAGCGGCUUUGACAUGGAGACACCGCUUCAUGCAGCUACAGAGGCAAACCAUGCAGAAAUCGUGCGCCUGCUUCUGAAUGCCGGUGCAGACAAGCACCGAGCCUCCGGGACUCCAUCUGAAACGCCUCUGGAAGUGGCGCAACAGCGGAAUCUUGUGGAGAUUGUCCACCUUCUGCAAGAUGCGAGCAAGGCUGAACUCCGAGUUGGCGUGCGAAAGCGUGGAUGCUGUUCUUGCCUUCGGAGAUCCCGGAGAAGAGACGCACCUCGGGCCGAAGCGUGGGCCGACCUAGUGAGGUGGCCCGCUGUUCACCUCCAGGAUGCUGCAUAG
Molecule: messenger RNA, 1617 nt
Organism: Symbiodinium sp. CCMP2592
Lineage: Eukaryota; Dinophyceae; Suessiales; Symbiodiniaceae
Source: the annotation of a GenBank genome assembly